Molecule: messenger RNA, 852 nt
Organism: Schizosaccharomyces cryophilus OY26
Lineage: Eukaryota; Fungi; Ascomycota; Schizosaccharomycetes; Schizosaccharomycetales; Schizosaccharomycetaceae
Product: diphthine synthase Dph5
Exons: 4
Coding region: 1-852 (283 amino acids)
Biological process (GO): protein histidyl modification to diphthamide
Molecular function (GO): diphthine synthase activity
Source: RefSeq, a predicted model, not a curated record
AUGUUUUACUUAAUCGGAUUGGGAUUGUAUGAUGAAAAUGACAUUACUCUGCGAGGAUUACAAACUGUAAAAAAAUGUCAGCGCAUCUACCUAGAGGCAUAUACAUCUAUUUUGCUAGUUAAUAAAGAGCGUCUCGAGUCUCUUUACGGGAAAGAAAUCACUCUUGCUGAUCGUGAAAUGGUAGAAAGCAACAGCGACGAAAUUCUGAAAGAUGCUGAUACUUGCGAUGUCGCUAUGCUAGUUGUGGGCGAUCCCAUGGGUGCUACCACCCAUGCUGACUUGGUGUUGCGCGCUCGCGAACUUAAUAUUCCUGUGCGAAUGAUUCAUAAUGCAUCCAUUAUGAACGGUAUUGGUGCCAGCGGCUUGCAACUAUAUAAAUUCGGACAAGCCGUUAGUCUUGUGUUCUUUGAAGGAAGCUAUCGUCCUCAAAGCUUCUACGACCGCAUCAAAGAAAACGUUAGCUUAGGUCUGCACACCUUGGUACUUCUUGAUAUCAAAGUGAAGGAACAAAGCUGGGAAAACCUUGCCCGGGAUCGUAAAAUUUAUGAGCCUCCACGCUAUAUGUCAGCUAGUUUGGCUGCACAACAAAUGAUAGAAGUUGAGGAGGACCGUAAAGAAAAUAUCUGUUUACCUGAAUCUUUGGCUGUUGCUAUCGGUAGACUUGGUUCAGAUGAUCAAGUAAUUGCUUCUGGUACUUUAAGUGAAAUUGCUGAAUAUGACAUUGGACCUCCUCUUCACAGCGUUCUCCUUGUUGGCAAAGAUGUUCAUGAUAUGGAACUGGAUUAUCUGAAGAUGUUUGCGAUUAACAAAGAAAAUUUUGAACGGAUUGCAAAGCUUUACCUUCAGAAAUAA